Messenger RNA from Lolium rigidum, 1509 nucleotides. Its product is annotated as zinc finger protein WIP2-like. Gene Ontology annotation, cellular component: nucleus. Gene Ontology annotation, molecular function: DNA-binding transcription factor activity. The coding region runs from base 1 to 1509 and encodes 502 amino acids. The transcript is spliced from 5 exons. The record is from RefSeq and is a predicted model, not a curated record. Gene Ontology annotation, biological process: regulation of gene expression; anatomical structure development. Lineage: Eukaryota; Viridiplantae; Streptophyta; Magnoliopsida; Poales; Poaceae.
AUGUGGGAUGUGGAAAAUCAGAACUGCGAGUAUGAAGAUCGUUUCAUGACGAUCGCUGAAGCUGCCUCCACCAAGUUCAAUGAUCCUCCUACAUCUUUCUACAAUGGGAGACCUUAUCCUUGGAAGCUCAAGGAGUUGGACGCCCAUUAUGAGGAGGAAAGCGCUACUACUGUAGAAUUAGAAUCUGAAACAAACAUCCCUCCACAAUACCCAGAUUGUCCAGAAUUGAUUCUAAAAAGUACACACAGAGAAAACAAGGAGUUUCUGGCAUUUCGCAAACAUGGACCUGAACAUUUGGAUGAGAUGAGCAGGACGUUUGAGAAUGUCCUUGUUACUGGAGAGAGCUCAUUCAUGCCUGGUACAGUAUCUGGCACGGUGUUACAUGGGGGUGCAGAGCUUGAUAAUCUUGAAGAUGAUGAUGAUGAUGAAGAACUGGCGGCGCAUGCGCAGCCCACUCAUCAUUACAGCACAGCGCCUCCAUCCCCUCCGCUCCGGGAGGCGCUCCCCCUCCUCUCCCUCACGCCCACCCCCACCUCCCGUCAUAGCGCUGUCCACCACCACGACGCCGCCGACUCCGAUUCCGACGAUGACGAGUGCUGCUACCACCUGCAGCCUGAGAUGGCGGCGGGCUCGACGACGGGCCCCGCGCGCGCUCCGCUCUUCGCCGACCUCAACUGCGUGCCGUCCUGCUGCGAUGACCCGAUGGACGUGGAGGCCGCCUGGUGCACGUCGACAGACGACGCCGCCGUCGCUCUGAGCAUCGGCCUGCCGGCCGCCGAAACUGACCUCCUGUCUGUGCUCUCGGGCCGGGCGGCGGAAGAGGAGGAGGAAGAGGAAGAAGAUUGCAAGCUGGGGGGCGGGCACGAGGAGGUGCCGCUAGGGUUCUCGUCGACGGCGCCGAUCGGGAGGCUGAACAAAGGGCAGUACUGGAUCCCCACGCCGUCGCAGAUCCUCAUCGGCCCCACCCAGUUCUCCUGCCCCGUUUGCUUCAAGACAUUCAACCGAUACAACAACAUGCAGAUGCACAUGUGGGGUCACGGUUCGCAGUACCGGAAGGGCCCGGAGUCCCUGCGUGGUGUCCAGCCGACGGCGAUGCUGCGGCUGCCGUGCUACUGCUGCGCGGCGGGGUGCCGGAACAACAUCGACCACCCGCGCGCCAAGCCGCUCAAGGACUUCCGGACCCUGCAGACGCACUACAAGCGCAAGCACGGCCUCAAGCCCUUCCUCUGCCGCCGCUGCGGUAAGGCCUUCGCCGUCAAGGGUGACUGGCGCACCCAUGAGAAGAACUGCGGCAAGCUCUGGUACUGCCUCUGCGGCUCCGAGUUCAAGCACAAGCGCUCCCUCAAGGAUCACGCCCGGGCCUUUGGACACGGCCACGGCGCCUUCGGCUGCAACGGCGCCGCCGGUGGUGACGGCUUCGACGACGACGACGAGGGUGCCGUCUCCGAGAUCGAGCACGACAUCGUCUGCGGCGCCGCCAACGCCAGGUCCUCGCCGGCGCUGCGGUGA